Messenger RNA from Nicotiana tabacum (common tobacco), 660 nucleotides. RefSeq lists its product as uncharacterized. The record is from RefSeq and is a predicted model, not a curated record. Gene Ontology annotation, molecular function: nucleic acid binding. Lineage: Eukaryota; Viridiplantae; Streptophyta; Magnoliopsida; Solanales; Solanaceae. Gene Ontology annotation, biological process: DNA integration.
AUGACAUAUAUCUUGGUUGAAGUAGAUUACGUCUCCAAAUGGGUCGAGGCAAUUGCCUUGACGAACAAUGAGGCUAGGAGUGUAACUGCCUUCUUGAAGAAGAACAUAUUUACUUGGUUUGGAACCCCAAGGGUCAUCCUUAGUGAUGGUGGUUCUCACUUUUGCAACAAAGCUUUUGUCGGGUUGCUUGAAAAAUAUGGAGUUAAGCACAUGGUGGCCACCCCUUAUCAUCCUCAAUCGAGUGGUCAAGUUGAAGUUUCUAACUGGGAGAUAAAAAACUAUUCUAGCAAAAACUGUAAAGCUUGUCACUUGCUAGUGGAGCUUGAAAAUAAAGCUAUGUGGGCAUUGAAAAAGUUAAAUCCUGACUGGGCCGAAGCUGCUAAUCUAAGAAUGACACAAAUCAACGAGAUGGAAGAAUUAUGUUUUUAUGCCUAUGAGAAUGCAGCCAUGUUUAAGGAAAGAAUGAAUUUUGUUCAUGACAAGAAGAUUUUGAAGCGGGAAUUCAAAUCUGGUGACUUGGUCUUACUCUUCAACUCUAGACUGAAGUUCUUUCCGGGCAAACUCAAAUCCAAAUGGUUUGGCCCGUUCAAAGUUGUGAAUGUGUCUUCCUAUGGCGCUAUUGAAUUGGAAUCUGGGACGGGACUCGAAACUUCAAAGUAA